Molecule: messenger RNA, 499 nt
Organism: Bradysia coprophila
Lineage: Eukaryota; Metazoa; Arthropoda; Insecta; Diptera; Sciaridae
Product: rhodanese domain-containing protein CG4456-like
Source: RefSeq, a predicted model, not a curated record
UAAGAAGAAGAAAAAAUAUAACAAAAAUUUCAUUUGUGAGUCAAUUUUGGAACAUUCGUAUAAGAACGGUUGAUUCGUUAUCUCUGUUAAUUUGCUGAUUUUGCGUGAAAAUAUAUUUCGUACUGCUGAACAAUGGCAACUGUAACUUAUGAGGAAAUUAAAGACCUUCCCAAUCAUCCUGAAAAACUGUUAGUUGACGUACGAAAUGCAGACGAAGUACAAGCAACCGGUCAAAUUCCAACCAGCAUUAAUAUCCCAUUGCCGAAUGUGAAAGAGGAGCUUGAGCUGUCAGCCGAAGACUUCAAAUCCAAGUAUGGCCGUAACAAAUCACUCGAAAAUGAAAUUAUUUUUCACUGCCAUGCGGGACGACGAGCUGCUAAUGCCAGUGCUGUCGCUGAAGGUCUAGGUUUCAAGAACUCAAAAUCGUAUCCAGGCUCGUGGACUGAAUGGGCUGUUAAAGAGGGACUCUAAAAUGGAGUGCGAUGAAUACAAUACAACU